AAGCUCAAGCAAGCUUGCAUAGAAAUCCUCGGAGAAAAUUCAAGAUUAUUGUAUGCCGCAAUAAAACCAUAUUUCCAUGUUGAAAUUUCAGUCAAUUCGCCAUUAAUCAAAAUCUUACAAAGAAGCCAAAAAUCCCUCCUUUCCAAAUUUUAACCCUUUUCCCCUAUUUCCUCUGCACGCGGUUUCAAAAUCCACUGUUUUUUUCUCCUUUUCUGUUUUGUACGAAUCAGAAACUCAACGACAUAGUACUAAUAAUUGCCAGUUUCUGUGUAUUGAAACAAAAAAUUGUUGUUGAAUUUAUCAUUCAUGGCAUCCGCGGCGAUAUUCUCGUCGUUGAGGCGGCGGAGUUCACCGUCACUGGAGGCGUUCCUAGCACCGGUGGAUCUACCAGACGACGCCGUUUUGGAGGCUCUGCGCGCCGUUUCGACGUCCUUUUCAGGUAAGGAUAAGAAGGCCCCCUUUUUUCAGGGCAAGAAUUCGAGAUCUUUAAUCCGGAAAAUCGACGCUAUCUCUGUUCUCCUCGAUGCCCUGAGCGAUUUGGGGCUCUCGACAAUUUCUCCCACCGUGUUUCUGUGCUUGAAGGAGUUGUACCUCCUGCUUUACCGGUCGAAAAUCCUGAUCGAUUAUGUAACCGGCUCGAGCAAGCUGUGGCUGCUGCUGCAAAACAACACUAUUUCGGGUCAUUUCCAUGAUAUCAACCAGGAAAUCUCAACCCUCUUCGAUGUCUUUCCUUUGUCUGAGAUUAUUUUGUCUGAAGAUGUUAGAGAACAGAUUGAUUUGUUGAGCAGACAGUCGAGAAAAUCGAGAUUAUCAAUCGAUAAGCAUGAUGAGUGUAAAAGAUUGAAGCUUUACCAUUUCUUGAAUGAAUUUGAGAAAGGCAAAAUCCCUGAUUUGAAUGAGCUGUACAUAUUUUUUGUGGAAAAGUUGGAGAUUUGCAACGUGGAGAGGUGUAGAAGUGAGAUUGAGUUCUUGGAGGAGCAGAUUGUGAACCAUGAUGAUGAUCUUGAGCCUAGUUCAUCGGUUUUGAAUGGAUUUGUGGCUUUGAUGCGUUACUGUAGGUUCUUGCUGUUUCGAUUUGAGGAUGGGGAUGAUGAUCUAGGGAAAUGGAAACGUAGAACCAAAACUAAAGGUUUGAUCUCUCGAGAGAUUGCAGACACAUUUGUCACGAUUCCAAAGGACUUCUGCUGCCCUAUCACAUUGGAGUUGAUGCAUUCUCCGGUUAUAGUGUCGACAGGGCAGACGUAUGAUCGUGCCUCGAUUGUAAGAUGGUUGGAGGAAGGGCAUAGUACUUGCCCGAAGACGGGGCAGAUGCUUGUUCAUACGAAACUGGUGCCGAAUCUAGCUCUGAGGAAUCUGAUUGUUCAGUGGUGUAUGGCUAAUGGGAUUCCGUAUGAUCCACCGGAGAGUAACGCUGACUGUGCGGCUUCUGCUCCUCCGAGCAAGGCUGCAGUCGAGGCAACUAAAGCGACUGCAGCUUUGUUAGUCGAGGAGCUGGAAAACGGGACCCCACGAGCUAAGAAUGUGGCUGCUUGGGAGAUUAGGCUGUUAGCCAAGACGGGGAGGGAGAACCGGGCUUAUAUAGCUGAGGCCGGAGCCAUACCCCUUCUGAAACGGCUCCUUCCGUCUGCAGACGCCUUUGCACAAGAGAAUUCCGUGACUGCAUUGCUGAACUUGUCGAUUUAUGACAAGAACAAGAUUAGGAUUAUGGAUGUGGAAGGGUGCUUAGGUGCCAUAGUCGGGGUUUUGAGGUACGGGCAUACCACCGAGGCGAGGGAGAACUCAGCAGCGACAGUGUUCAGUCUCUCUGCCGUUCAUGAAUACAAGAAGGAAAUUGCGCAGGAAGAUGGAGCAGUGGAGGCUUUAGCCGGGAUGUUGGUGGAGGGAACUUCCAGAGGGAAGAAGGACGCGGUCACUGCUUUAUUCAACCUAUCGACGCAUCCUGACAACUGCGCGAGGAUGAUUGAUUCGGGCGCUGUGAGGGCGCUAGUCGGAGCGCUGGAGUGCGAAGGCAUUGCUGAGGAGGCUGCUGGUGCAAUGGCACUCAUUGUGAGGCAGCCAAUUGGGGCAGAGGCGGUCGGGAAGGAGGAGGGCGCGGUGGAGGGGCUGACGGGGAUGAUGCGAUGUGGAACACCGAGGGGUAAAGAGAAUGCUGUGGUGGCGCUGCUUGAGCUGUGCAGGAGCGGAGGUGCAGCUGCCACGCAGAGGGUGCUCAAGGCUCCUUCGAUGGCGAGUCUGCUGCAGAGUGUGCUGUUUACGGGGACGAAACGAGCGAGGAGGAAGGCGGCUUCGCUGGCGAGAGUGUUUCAGAGAUGUGAGAAUAGCUCGUUGAAUUUUGGGGGAUUAGGUUUGGGGUAUGCAUUUGCGAGAGGAAAUGCGGUUGCUGGCAGAGAUACAAGCUUUGCUGCUGAUGUUUCAAUGCCUCUCUCCAUUUCAGUGCCUGUGUUGUAGUUACAAAAUCUGCUGUUUAUUUACCCCAUUCUUUAAUAUCCCUUUUUUUUGGUGCUAAAUCUGUAAUAGUUACAAAAUUUAUUUAAAUAGUAUAGUACAUGGAAAGAAGUUAUACACACAAGUUAUUUGUGUCUGCAUUGACAAUGUUUGUAAGUUAAAUGAAUAAUAUUACAAGUAGUAUGUAUGAAUUAUGAUUAGUCUGAAUAUUA
This is a messenger RNA of Salvia splendens (bonfire salvia), 2657 nucleotides long. RefSeq names its product U-box domain-containing protein 17. The transcript has a single exon. Bases 307 to 2448 code for a protein of 713 amino acids. Gene Ontology annotation, molecular function: ubiquitin-protein transferase activity; protein binding. The record is from RefSeq and is a predicted model, not a curated record. NCBI's taxonomy places the organism in Eukaryota, Viridiplantae, Streptophyta, Magnoliopsida, Lamiales, Lamiaceae. Gene Ontology annotation, biological process: protein ubiquitination.